Molecule: messenger RNA, 1238 nt
Organism: Misgurnus anguillicaudatus (oriental weatherfish)
Lineage: Eukaryota; Metazoa; Chordata; Actinopteri; Cypriniformes; Cobitidae
Source: RefSeq, a predicted model, not a curated record
CUGAUUUUUAUCUAACAGCGCCGCCUGCAGGACUAUACUGGAUACUAUAUUAUAAUCUUGUUCGGAGCAGAUCUGAUUAUUAUGAAAUGGAGUCAUACAACAAAAAUCUGUUCAACAGAAAACUUAAUAGGAGACAGGUUUGAAAUGACAAAAUUGUUUUCCCUGCAAACUCAGCCUGUAAAACUGGAGGCAGGCCAAAGCCCCCCUCAUCCUUGUUUCCAUGGCAACUGUCAGGGUGGAGGAGAGCAGCGAAUCAUCAUCACGCUGCAGAAAGCGAGAAGCUGUGUUCAUGCUAAAAUGGGAUGUGGAAAUUCUUCAGCUACCAGCACAACAGCGGGAGGUGAGUGCUUGUCCUGCAGAGGCUGUCAAAGAUGUGACAGAAGAACCUUCACCAGAUGAUGAGAAACGAAGGAACUAUGGAGGUGUGUAUGUGGGGCUUCCUGCUGACCUGACCACAGUAGCUGCCAGCCAAUCAAAAUCCUCACGUAAAGACUAAAAACAGAUCACACGAAACUACAAAGGUCUGGUUUCUCUUGAAUCAAAGCUAUGCAGUCGCUGUUUUUGAAGACAUCUGAAUAAAGCAGACGGAGUGACUUCUUUAAUGUCCUGCAGGCGAAGAGAACCGAGCUGACUUUGGAACCGAAAAUGUUGGUGUAUGACAUCACUGUGACAUCAUGACGGCUGGAACACAGAGGCUUCUGUUUGAAACACUGAGCAUUAUUGUGGGUUUAAGUGUAGAUUGUGUUGCCAUGGGAACUGUCGCUGUCUGACAUCUCCUUACUGAUGUGGCGACGGUCACCCGGGAUGAUUUUCUGGUGUUUUGGAGUCACCAUGGGAGAGACUAACUGAGACAUCAGAUCCAAUCAACUCUCUGCAAUAAAGGUUUUAUGAAUCUAUAAAACGUUGAAAUAAGUUUUCAGAUCUAAACAUUUUACAUAGUGUAACAAAGUUAGCUGAAACAUUUAGCACUAAGAUGACUAGAGGUGGCGGCAUGACUACUGAAUUGAAUUUGUAGACACACAAAUGACAUGAACAUAUAGAUUGUAGUUUUCUAAUACACUUUGAUAAUCACCACAUCAUCUCAUUAUUAUAAUAAACUCAUUCUCAUUUACUAAUCUUCUUUAUUAUAUUGCUAUAUUUAAUACUAUUUCAGGAUACUGACUUGUGAUUGUACUAUUAACAUUUUAUGUGUCAAAUGUGAAUUAUGUAUAUGAAAUUAAAAUACACACCUUUAUGAA